AUGGUGACAUGGAACGUUGAGAUUCGGCAUUGGAGCUUGAGGCUGACUUCGUUUCCACGAUGGAGACUGGAAACAAAGAAUUGGACGUGGGCCCCUCCUUCGCUCUUUCCCGCUGAGCUGGAAGCCCCGGCAAAGGGCAGUCAGGACAGGUCAGGCCAAGUCUCAUGGACUCUUGCAUCAAGUCGCGUGACUGCUCAUCCGCGGCCUCCUCGCCAAUCUCUCCCCACCAGUGACUUCCCAAACAGCAGCCGCAGAGCAGAUCUGACUCGUUCUCACAAGUACAACGACAAGGCCCACGUCGCUCAGUCUGAAGACGGCACAUUCGUCCCCGUCGAGCACGUUCCCAAGUUCUUUGGCAAGCACGGUUUCCCCGAUGCCGAUCCCAAGAAGAUCAAGAAGAACGGCGGUGGCAGGAGCAACUGGGGCAACGCUGGUGACGAAGUUCUCGACGACCCUGAGUUCAGCUUCGUCAACGCUCGCCGUCACUCCAACGCCAGUGCCAUUUCCAACAAUAUGGAUCACUUCAAGUCCAAGUUUGAGGUCAACGAGCCCGAGCCAGUCUUCGAGGAGGGUGUCCACGAUGCCCCUGAGGAUGAGGAGGUGACUCUUCAGAAGACGGAUACUUCCUCUAGCGGCGCCAGUGUCGAUGACGAGCAAAAGGUCACCAGGGAUUAA
Messenger RNA from Sordaria macrospora k-hell, 675 nucleotides. The record is from RefSeq and is a predicted model, not a curated record. NCBI's taxonomy places the organism in Eukaryota, Fungi, Ascomycota, Sordariomycetes, Sordariales, Sordariaceae.